AUGCCCAAUACGCCAGCCGACCCCAACCAUCCAACAAAAGAACCCUUCACAUCUGCAGGCGAAUCAAAGACUGGUGGUAGCAAGACCUUGUUCGGCAUCGUGGCAGCUCCAUUUGCUGCUGUUGGUGGUUUGAUAGAUCAAGUCUCUCGUAAGGUGACAAGAGCAGCAGACAACGAAGAACCUACACCUACUGCAACUCCAACAACAAAAGAGUAA
Mucor velutinosus is the source of this 216-nucleotide messenger RNA. RefSeq lists its product as uncharacterized. The transcript has a single exon. Lineage: Eukaryota; Fungi; Mucoromycota; Mucoromycetes; Mucorales; Mucoraceae. The record is from RefSeq and is a predicted model, not a curated record. The coding region runs from base 1 to 216 and encodes 71 amino acids.